AUGCUGACGAUAAUGGGACGAGAUGAUCUUACUGCUAGAUUAUCGGAGUUGCUAGUAAACCAACUUUAUGCCAACGAGACGUUCGUGGAUCAGAGUGGUAUGGAGCCAGGUGAAGGUGAGACCCCCAUGAAAAUUGAUGUCACUCAUGAAGAACACGAAGAUAUGUGGAGAUCAUCUCAUUCUGAAGAUGAGACUUCCAGCGGUGAGACGAUAGAGAGCUCUGCUGAAGAAGCUGCUCAAAGUUCCGCUGAGGGUUCGGCUGAGGGAUCAGCAGAGACCCUUUCUGGAGGGUCAAUCGUGAGCAAUACCGCCGAAGGAUCCUCUGAGGAAGGUUCUGGAAUGGAUGGUGAACCGGUUUUCAGAUGGAAGUUAGGAGAAUCUCCGAGUCCGUUCGAGUUCACUCCUAAUGUGUCAGGUACAUUUUUCAAUUUGGAUAUGAUCACUUGUCAAAAUAAAUCUUCUGCACAAUUAACCGGAUCAUCACGCUUGCCUUUUCCGAACGUUGCGGUUGGCACACAUGAUUAA
Molecule: messenger RNA, 525 nt
Organism: Cooperia oncophora
Lineage: Eukaryota; Metazoa; Nematoda; Chromadorea; Rhabditida; Trichostrongylidae
Source: the annotation of a GenBank genome assembly